CUUCCCCUCCAUCUCUAACGCCACAACUAUCAAAUACUAAUUCUCCUACGUACAAUCCACUACCCAUUCUACCAUGUCGCACACCCCCCUUGACGAGUUUGAGCUGUUUGAGCUGUUGAAGCAGCGGCUUAGUGCGUUUACAGAGACGUUUGAGGCCCGCCUCCACAUGCAGUCCACAGCGCUCUUAAACCUGAAAAACGACUACCAGUUGAGACUAAAUGAUUUGAAAACACAACAGACACGGCUCCUCGGCGCGAUCAACAAGUUGAAGGAAGACGAUGGUGUUGUACGCGCUAACUACACUCAGGACCUCGCGGACCUCAAUACCUCCAGGCUUAAAAUUGAAACGCUUGCCUCCAACCAGACUAAGCUCGCAGACUUGAAGCAGAAGUUGCUAGCGCAGAUUAGCGAAAUUAACACCUCCAUCCGGGUGAAGAGCGAGAUGUUGCUGAAAACGAAAACGUUUCUCAAGCAGCAGAGUUUGCAGAACCCCAACGAGUUGUACGCGUUCGAAACGGUUUUGGCAAUGCGGAUUGACGCGCUGGCGAAUGACAUAAUCACGUUUGUGUGGUGGAACAUUGACCCUGACAAUUAUAUGCGCGAGGUGUCGAUUGGCUUGGACUUGUCUGAAGACCAGGAGCACGCAGGCUACAAGAUUAGCGAGUCAUCGCCCCAGUUAGACACAGAGACGAUUUCCGGCUUGGAGUCAGCAUUCAACCACCACCGGGAGUUGAGUUUGUUUUUGGCAAAGGCUCGAGGAGUGUUGAAAGGGAAGUUAUUAGAGUAGAAAGUCACUUGGACUGCGUGUUGCUACAAACUUGAAACUGUCAUACCAAGGUUUAAAACCCAGUCCGACGUCUGGGGAUUCAAGUUUGUAGCAACUUCUUGAAAAGGUUAUAUCUUUGCUCCAAACCCCUGUGUGAUGAAACAUUAGAAUUAAUAUGCUUGUUGUCCCGGGGAGUAUUAGCACUUGUAACGGAUUAUAUGUCAAAUAAUAUCGGA
Babjeviella inositovora NRRL Y-12698 is the source of this 1002-nucleotide messenger RNA. RefSeq lists its product as uncharacterized. The record is from RefSeq and is a predicted model, not a curated record. Lineage: Eukaryota; Fungi; Ascomycota; Pichiomycetes; Serinales. Gene Ontology annotation, cellular component: Ndc80 complex. Bases 74 to 787 code for a protein of 237 amino acids. Gene Ontology annotation, biological process: chromosome segregation. The transcript has a single exon.